AUGUCGUGUGAAAUAGUAAAAUGCAAUAGUUGUAAAAUAGUAAUUAAUGAAUUACUUGCUUUCGUGCAAAACAAGUGUGAUGUCAUGGAUGUGGAAGGAAUUGUCAGGCUCUGUGUUUUAUCCUUUACACAGACGGAAAUUGAAGUGGCAAAGAAACUACUCAUCCAAUCUCUCUCGCCUAGCAAAAAAAGGGUGUUAUGCAAAAAGGGAACAAAAGCUGAACGUGAUUUACGAGAUAUUGUUGCGUUUUUAAAGGUAUGUGAACCCGAAUCCAUACCCAUAUUCGUAGCAAAAGACUUACAAAAAUUGCCACCGAUUACUUUUGAUCACAUUGACGUCACUCGGGUCCUCAAAGACUUGAUCGUCAUACAAAACGAAGUGAAGAAAAUUAGUUCGACCUACCUUACUAAGGACGAAUUUUACAAAAAUUGCAACAUGCAAGGUAGUCCUGAUAGAACCGUUAAUUUUAAACGCGGAGGGCACAUUCGUACAACCGAAUCAGCUGAUAUCUCAGCGCAUGCGCAUCGGUCACCGCCCGCUUGUCGUCUAUCUCAUUCUAUCUCGGGGAGUGAGCGCGAGGAGGCGAUCUCGCUCCCGCUUGCGGCAACGUCGGCAAUCACCGGUACCGGUUCGGAGGCCCCUACCGCGGUUUCGCCGAGCCUUUGUUGUGUGACUCGUGCGUCGGAGUCGAGGCAAUUAUGCGCUAACAUAACGGGUAAUAACGAUAAGGAAAGUAAUGUUGAAUGGCAAACAGUGCAAAGAAAAAAGGGACGCAAAUAUAAAUAUAUUGGUCAAAGAGGGGAAGCGGUAAUUGAUGCCGAUAGUAAAUUCAAGCCUGCAGAAUUGUACGUACCUUUAUUCAUCAAUAGGGUCAAUAAGUGUACGUCAGAAAAGGACAUUCACGAUUAUCUCGUGAAUAAGACGCGCGCUGAGGUGAAAGUUCAGAAAAUAACAUCGAAACAAGACAAAAGCUACGAUGCCUACAAGGAAACCUGGCUUCUGCCGCACGAUUUGCAGUACUUAAACAAGAUUGACGAAGACUUUGGUUGCACUGGGACUUCCGCAGUAGACACCUCUGCCGGUAUUCUUAGAGGGAGGCCAUACGGCGGUGUUGCACUACUUUGGCGAAAAAAUGCCUUUAGUUCUGUGACAGUGUUACAUUGUGCGAGUGUGCGGCUGGCGGCAAUUCGAGUGAUUACGGGUGAUACUAGUUUCCUCGUAUUUUCGGUCUAUAUGCCUGUAGAUUGUGGUGAAAAUCUGCCUGAAUUUACGGAGUGUCUGGCCGAAAUAAAUGCUAUUGUUGAGAGCUCUAACGUCGCGAGUGCUUUUAUUUUAGGGGACUUUAAUGCCCACCCUGAUGCUCACUUUGGCAAGGAGCUGUCGCACUUCUGUAGUGAGCAACGGUGGCGCUGUGCGGACAUGGAGUUCUUAGGCAUUGCGUCCGAUAAUUUUACUUUUAUAAGCGACGCUAAUGGAAGUCACCGAUGGCUCGACCACUGCAUCGUUACGGAGGCGGCCUACAAUGCGAUUUCAAGUGUUAACAUACUCUACGACUCCUCGUGGUCUGACCAUUUACCACUACUAAUAAACUGUAAUAUUGGUGUUUUGUGUUCGGGAUCGGUUGAGAGUCAGACGCCAGUCGCUGGAUGGCCAGCUAAAUGGCAAGAGCAUGUGGAAAACACGGAGCCGACCGCAAAGUGA
Messenger RNA from Leptosia nina, 1701 nucleotides. The record is from the annotation of a GenBank genome assembly. NCBI's taxonomy places the organism in Eukaryota, Metazoa, Arthropoda, Insecta, Lepidoptera, Pieridae.